Molecule: messenger RNA, 875 nt
Organism: Gekko japonicus
Lineage: Eukaryota; Metazoa; Chordata; Lepidosauria; Squamata; Gekkonidae
Product: SOSS complex subunit B2-like
Exons: 5
Coding region: 459-869 (136 amino acids)
Biological process (GO): mitotic cell cycle checkpoint signaling; response to ionizing radiation; double-strand break repair via homologous recombination
Cellular component (GO): SOSS complex
Molecular function (GO): DNA binding
Source: RefSeq, a predicted model, not a curated record
GCGAGCGGGUGGGAAGGGACGCGCGUGUGUGUUCUGGAGCACGUGUGAAGGCGGAGGCGCGGCAUUUGCUGCCCUUAAGCAAAGCAGGGAGGGGUGGAAGUCGGAAAAAAAGGGAAGGGGCGAAAGCAAGCCCAGAAGCCCCCCCUUGGUAGCUGUCAAAGAAUAAGGGCGAAGGGGGAGAAAGAGCUGCGGGGGGGUUCAGUGCGGGGAAAGGGGCCGGCUCCUUCCCUGGCUGAGCUGCCCGGACCUCUCCAAAGCACCCCCCGGGCCUACUCGCGAGUAGGGGCGCACGUGCCUUCUGUGCCUCCCCCCCCCUUCCCGCAAUCUCGACUCACCCGCAAUCCCUGCUUGUUGCGUUUUCCCAAGCCUCGCCGUGUCCGCCUCUCUGCUUUGUCUCCUUUCUCCCAACCCCCCCUCCUGCGCCACCCUCCUCGCGAGUAAAAGCCCUCCGCCGCGCCAUGGCCCACGAAACGUACCACUUCAUUAAAGACAUAAAGCCCGGACUGAAAAACCUCAAUGUCGUCUUUAUUGUGCUGGAGAUCGGGCGGGUCACCAAGACCAAAAACGGGCGCGAGGUGCGAUCCUGCAAAGUGGCUGACAAGACGGGCAGCGUCACCAUGUCGGUGUGGGACGAACUGGGGAGCCUCAUCCAGCCGGGCGACAUCAUCCGGCUGACCAAAGGGUACGCAUCUCUCUUCAAAGGAUGCCUUACGCUUUACACUGGAAGGGGGGGAGAUCUUCAUAAAAUCGGAGAGCUAGGCACGGUAGGAGGCAGCCCCAUUGCGAGCUUCCGCACUACUCUGGAGGAGCCAGCCUCUGCUAGGGGUGUAAAGGUUCUGCAUGGUGUAUUCCGAAGUGCCCAACUUUAGUGAGCC